Molecule: messenger RNA, 3188 nt
Organism: Megalobrama amblycephala (Wuchang bream)
Lineage: Eukaryota; Metazoa; Chordata; Actinopteri; Cypriniformes; Xenocyprididae
Product: KN motif and ankyrin repeat domain-containing protein 4-like
Exons: 10
Coding region: 215-2872 (885 amino acids)
Biological process (GO): negative regulation of actin filament polymerization
Cellular component (GO): cytoplasm; cytoskeleton
Molecular function (GO): protein binding
Source: RefSeq, a predicted model, not a curated record
CACACAAUAACACUGCUUAUGUUUUGCAAGAAUUUUACAUUGGCAUUGCUUGAAUGUCUUUUGUCUGCCUUCGCCUCUGAAGCCUCUCAGAUGAAGGAGAAAAGUGAAGAGGUGAACAGGCUACACUUCAGCACGUAAUAACUUGUAAUAUUUAAGGUGGUAAGAGACAAACCAAACGCCACAUGAAACUGAAAACAGACAUAUUCUAAGAACAAUGGAUACACAAAAAGCAAAUGGCAUCUCUCCAAAAGAGAAUGGGAGCCAAAGAAGACCAUCCUCCUAUUCUGUAGAGACACCCUAUGGAUUCCAUCUGGACCUCGACUUCCUCAAAUAUGUGGAUGACAUUGAGAAGGGCAACACCAUUAGGAGGGUGCCAAUGCAGCGAAGGCAAAGAGGGCGAAAUAACGGUGCCCUGUCACGUAACUUAAGCCUUCCGGGUUAUGGGUGCAGAGCAACAGAGUGGAGCUCCAUCGGUACUUUAUGGCCUAAAACCAAACUAGGAGACUCUCAACAACAUUUUGAGUAUCGAUCUAGUGACAGUGUGUCUGCUGUAUAUGUCAGGAGGGGAGAACCAAUCUACAAGUCCUUCACAUCUACAGAGAUGGAUGCUAAUAUUCAGGCUUUUGAUGAGCAGCCUUUAGGACAUUAUGUCAGGCCAAAUCUUUUGAGAGCCUCCAGUUUACCCUUGACUGUUUUACUAAGAAAACACUCUGAGUCAACCGAUGAUCCAACCAGCCCCAGCAGCCCCAAGGAAUAUCUAAUGCAGGAAAAUGGUUCCUCUGAAGAUGUAUUCCAUGCAUCCAACAGCAGGAUAGGUAGGGCAAACGGGACCCUCCAGCGGCUCACUGCAGCACUUGAACGAGUUGGGGAAUUGGAAGAGGAGAUCAGGGUCAUUCCUGAGCUCAAGGCUCAGAUAUGUAUUUUGCAGGAGGAGCAAGAUAGGCUUUUACUCCAGCUACAUACCCAAAACAAAACCACUGGGCCACUGAAUGUUCCUACUGAAAAUCAAGACAAAGAAAGUGAUGACUGGAUGAAUCGAGAAUAUGACCGGCUUGAGGAAAAUGUCAAGGCUUCUUCUGAACAAGUUGAUGCAGUUGCAAAACCUUCAACUAGAAUUCUUCCAGAGAUAGAAAGACAUAAGAUGGUCUCACGAGAAAAAGAUCUCUUGGGUAAUGGAGACAAAACCAAGUCUCUCACUGAAACUCUCCAGAGGAAAGUUGUUUUGUUGGAACAGAAACUUCAUGAACUGCAGGUAGAGCUGGAUAAAACAAGAACUCUGUUAAAGCAGCAAGUAGAGGAGAGUCAUCUCAAGGAUGAGAAGAUCAAGCAGUUGACUAUGCAGCUUGUAAUGGGGCACACACUGGCCAGGGCAAUUUCACCUGAGAGCUCCUUAGUAAGUACACAAAAUCUUGAACCUGUGGUAGAAUUGCAGGAACCACUAAUAAGUGAACAAGAGAUGCCAACAGAGGAGGGAAUCACCCCUCAAGUUCUGGAUAAAACUCCAGUAUCACAUGCAGACAUGGAGCACCAUGUGAAAAGAUUGCAAGAGCUCCUUCAGGAGCAGUGGGAAUGCCUUUGCAAAGGCGACUCAUCAGGAAAAAUGUCUUCCGAUCACUUGCCUCAAAGGGUCUGCACAAUUCAAAAGCAGUUAACAACUUUAGUCACCCUUCUAACCCUUUAUGUGCUUCCUGCUGGUGAUGUUUCUCAAUCAGACUAUAAAAUGAAGGAAAUUCUUCCUGUAGUGGAAAAGAACCCGAAGACAGAACAUUUGAAGGAGGUCAGCCCAAGAGACAGUGUGGAGACAGAGGGAGUAAGUAAAGCUGUCAAACUACAAGAGCAUACAGAAGUGGAUGCUGACCUCAAGAAGAAUACGACAAAGGAAGAAAGCAAACUAUGGACCACAUGGACAAUGGGCUCCAGUGCACAGACAACUAAAAGUAAAAACACAGAAUUCAAUCCAAAAGAAGAUGUCAUAGAUGUAGAGACCACAAAACAAGAAGAUCUGCACAAGCAAAUGAGUCAGGGAAGAGCUCUAGAGGAUCAGACAGAAGAAGAAAGGAAGGAUCACGUUUGUUUGAGAGUGGACUCGGAUCAGAAAAACCUUGUAAACAGGGAAGCUGUUAAUAAAGAUUUCAUAGAGGCAUGUUGUUUCCUUAAAGACCAUAUGGAUAAAGUGUCAGAACCUGAUGAUGAAACGAGCCAGGCUCUCACUGUUGUGUUCCAGCAAUGGUUUCAUGUCUCUGCUGAAGAGGGGGCAUGUGCUGACAUUGUUGAUUUGUAUCUCAGUGAGGUUAACUCACGAACACCUACAGUCCUUCAGUUCUUGGUCAACAUGGUGGAUGAUAAUGGGAACACCGCCCUGCAUUACAGUGUGUCUCAUUGUAACUUCAGCAUCGUCAAGCUCCUAUUAGACACAGGUGUAUGUGAAGUGGACCUGAGAAACAAGUCUGGCUACACUGCUAUCAUGCUGGCCUCCUUGACAGCUGUAGAAUCACCAGGGGACAUGAAAGUGGUCCAGCAGCUGAUGGAGCUUGGUGAUGUCAACGCCCGUGUUGGCCAGGUGGGACAAACAGCUCUUCACUUGGCAGUAAGACAUGGACGUGUCCCAAUUGUGCGUCUCCUGCUAGAACAGGGAGCGGAUCCUAAUGCCCAGGAUCAUGCAGGAACCACUCCACUGAUCAGCGCCUGUGAUCGGGGACACGUCAACAUUGUGCGAAUUUUGUUGGAGGAAGCAAACUGCAAUGUCAAUUUAAAAGACAAGGCUGGUCGCAGUGCAUUAUCUCUGGCAACACAAGCCUCUCAUACAGAGAUAGCGGACCUUCUGAAAGCCCGUGCAGAAACCAAGAGCUCAGACAAAUGCAAGGUGUCUUAGAAUGGAGUGUGGAUAUAGCAGUCAUUUAUACUUAAACAUCCAUGUACAGUUACUGCUAAAAAGAUCAGCUUUAUAAUAUGUUUAUAAUUUUAAAAUUAAAAAGACUAGUUUGCUAAUGUAAAGCUUGUCAAUGUAAAUAUAACAGUCUUAAAACUGACAAUAAAAUUUAAAGACAUUUAUCCUAUAAAUACCAAAAAAAAAAAAAAAAAAAAAAAAAAAAAAAAAAAAAAAAUGUUUUGUAACCAACCCAGUUUCAUUUUUAGUCAUUUUAUGUCAAUGAAAUAAACUAUUCUAUAAUAAACUAGUCCAAAUCCUU